CAAUGGCCUUCAUACCCUAGAGCUGGCCUUGGAUUUUAAUGGCUUUAAAGUUGAAUUCCGCUGUGUUUUUACGUAGAAUCCGGAUCUGUGGAUUACAUGCAUGCUGCGAUUGUGAGUUUUGCAAUAGCGUAGAACAGAGUGUUUGAAUAAUGGACAAGAAAAGUUUAGUAAAGAAGCCAAGCGAAAAGCGAAUACAGUAUACAAUUGGAUCCGAACAUUACACACUGUACGAGGAGGUAGGGCAAGGAGUUAGCGCCUUGGUUCAUCGCGCUCUUUGUAAUCCUCUCAAUGAGAUCGUUGCCAUCAAAAUCCUAGAUUUCGAGCGUGAUAAAUGUGAUCUGGACCGCGUCUCACGGGAAGCACAGAUAAUGGUCCUAGUUGACCAUCCCAAUGUUCUUAAAUCACACUGCUCCUUUGUAUGUGAUCAAAAUCUUUGGGUUGUCAUGCCGUACAUGGCUGGUGGUUCCUGUCUCCACAUACUGAAGGCUGCUCAUCCUGAUGGUCUCGGAGAGGUGGUUAUUGCAACAGUCUUACGCGAAGUGCUAAAGGGUUUGGAAUACCUUCAUGAUCAUGGCUACAUUCAUCGGGAUGUCAAAGCUGGAAAUAUUCUCAUUGAUUCACGUGGUGGAAUAAAGUUGGGAGAUUUUGGUGUAUCAGCCUACUUGUUUGAUUCAGGUGAUAGGCAGCGUAUACGGAACACAUUUGUUGGAACUCCCUGUUGGAUGGCACCGGAGGUCAUGGAGCAAUUGCAUGGUUAUGAUUGCAAAGCUGAUAUUUGGUCUUUUGGCAUAACUGCUUUAGAGCUUGCUCAUGGACAUGCUCCUUUCUCAAAAUACCCUCCAAUGAAGGUAUUGCUAAUGACAUUGCAAAAUGCACCACCGGGCCUUGAUUAUGAGAGGGAUAAGAAGUUCUCAAAGUCCUUUAGGCAAAUGAUUGCUAGUUGCUUGGUAAAAGAUCCUUCAAAAAGACCUUCAGCCAAAAAAUUGUUGAAGCAUCCUUUCUUUAAGCAAGCUAGGUCCAGUGAUUAUAUAUCAAGAACAUUGUUGGAAGGCUUGCCAGCUCUUGGUGAUCGCAUAAAAGACCUGAAGAGAAAAGAAGAAGACAUGCUAGCGCAAAAGAAGAUACCAGAUGGGCAGAAAGAAGAAAUGUCACAGGUUCUGUGCCAUAACCAUAGCCAACGUCACUAGAAGAAGACUCUGAUG
Messenger RNA from Nicotiana tabacum (common tobacco), 1202 nucleotides. Lineage: Eukaryota; Viridiplantae; Streptophyta; Magnoliopsida; Solanales; Solanaceae. The record is from RefSeq and is a predicted model, not a curated record.